ACCAUAAGCCAGAUUCAGCAGUUUCUCAGCAUGGAAAAUCAGACCCAAAAUACAAUGGGAGCUUCUCCGUGUGAGGCUGAGCUUCAGGAGUUAAUGGAACAGAUCGACAUCAUGGUCAGCAACAAGAAACUGGACUGGGAAAGGAAGAUGCGGGCCUUGGAGACGCGACUAGAUCUUCGGGAUCAAGAGUUGGCAAAUGCACAGACGUGUUUGGAUCAGAAAGGUCAAGAGGUGGGGUUACUUCGACAGAAGCUGGACAGUCUGGAAAAAUGUAACUUAGCGAUGACUCAGAAUUAUGAAGGUCAACUUCAAACACUAAAAGCUCAAUUUUCCAAACUGACAAAUAGCUUUGAAAAACUGAGAUUACACCAGAUGAAACAAAACAAAGUUCGACGGAAAGAAUUACUAAACCUGAAAGAAGAAAUUCCAUUUGAACCAAGCAACUUGAAUGAGAAACUAGAGGAAUUUAGAGCGAAGUCAAGAGAAUGGGACAAGCAAGAGAUACUGUAUCAGACGCAUCUGGUUUCUUUAGAUGCUCAGCAGAAAUUAUUAUCUGAGAAGUGUAAUCAAUUUCAGAAACAGGCACAAAGUUACCAAACUCAACUCAAUGGUAAAAAGCAGUGUGCAGAAGACACUGGCCCUGAAAUUCCUCGGCUGGUGGGUGAGCCAGAUCCUCCUGCUUGUGAAACCAGUGAAGGAGAUGAGUUCAUUAUUGAGAAAUUAAAAUCAGCUGUGAGUGAAAUCGCACUAAGCCGAAAUAAACUACAAGAUGAAAAUCAUAAGCUCUUACAAGAACUGAAAAUGUACCAAAGACAGUGCCAGGCCAUGGAAGCAGGACUGUCAGAGGUGAAGAGUGAGUUACAGUCCCGGGAUGAUCUCUUGAGAAUUAUAGAAAUGGAAAGAUUACAGUUGCAUAGAGAAUUGUUAAAGAUGGGGGAGUUCCAAAACGCUCAAGAACACAAAAAAAGACUUGAAUCAUGUUACUCGCCUUGUAUUAAAGAACCGGAAAGAAAAAGGAAAGAACUCUUUUCAGUGGCUCCAGAUCAGCCAAAUCAUGAGAAGGAAUUGAACAAGAUUAGAAGCCAGCUCUAUCAGGAGGAAGAGUAUCAUAGCUCUGAACAGGAAAGAAUGAGGAAUGAAAUAUCUGACCUCACAGCCGAGCUCCAUCAGAAGGAGAUCACUAUAGCAACAAUCAUGAAGAAAGCUGCCCUUCUGGAAAAACAGUUAAAAGUGGAGCUAGAAAUUAAAGAAAAAAUGCUAGCAAAACAACAGGUGUCGGAUAUGAACUAUAAAACUGUCAGAACAGAAAACGCGCAUCUGAAAGGAAUGAUGGGAGAUUUAGACCCUGGACGAUACGUGGAGCACACAAGGUACACAUCGAUUAACAAACUGGAGUAUGAGAAUGAAAGGCUCCGAAAUGAUCUUGCAAAACUUCAUGGCAAUGGAAAAUCAGCAUGGACGAAUCAAAAUAUAUAUGCAGAUAGCGUGAGGCACGGCUACCAAAGCCCAAUGAAAAUGAAAGAAAACGAAGAUAGCCUGAGCCAAGACUGCGAGACAGCCACGAGCACAACGCCCCCACUGCCGCCUUUGAUGUUCCAAAGCAAGGAAAUGGCAAGCCCUUUGGUGAGCGAUGACGAAGUAUUCCCACUGUCCCCCCCAGAUAUGUCCGUCCCAGCUUCUUUGGCUGCCCAGCAUUUCCUUCUGGAAGAAGAGAAGCGAGCGAAAGAACUCGAGAAACUUCUAAAUACACAUAUUGAUGAGCUGCAAAGACACACAGAAUUCACUCUUAAUAAAUACACCAAGCUGAAACAAAAUAGACACAUAUAGCUUUUAAACUUUUUUUUUCAAUUUGUCUCCCCCCACCCCAAGAAGAAAGAAAGAAAAAAAAAGCUCUGGCAAAAUAUUUACAAAGCCCAUUCACGAAACUGAGAAAUUUUGUUCUGUAUUCUUGAGUAAAUCGUUUGUUAGGCAGCCAGAAAACAGUAUUUUAUUCCACAAAGCUAUUUGUUUUUCGGCAUUAACAUACUAAAUUGUUCUACUGUCGAGUUACGAUAAAAUAAACAUGACACCUCCAGCAGCAGUCUCUUCCCGGUCUACGGAGUAUUUUGGAAUUCACUGUGCCGUCUCCCCUGGAAUCAUGUUCCUCCGGACAACACAGAUAAGGGAAUGAGAGGUGCCACGUCCCAAAUACGACGAACGAAGUGCAGCCAGACGCACUAGGUGUGACAACUCAAGGAUUCCUAAAAAAUAUAUAUAUGAUUAAAGUAUUUGGGGCUACACACACACAAUGUUAUAUGGUUGUUGUUGUUUUUUAUAAAGAUUGCUUUAUUGUUUGUACAGUCACCUUUCUACUGCCUUUGUUUUUAACUCAGUAAAGGACAUGGAACGCGCUAUUCACACAUGUGAAAUACAUGCGCUAAAGAUGAAUGCUUUGCUGUUAGAACUAAUUACUGCACGGAUGUGAACAUGAUAAAGAAAAUAGAAAGCAUUAUUGUUGCUCCUUUCUCCUUUGUAACCACCUCUGUUUUUAAUGCAAUAAAGGGCAUACAAAAUUC
Echinops telfairi (small Madagascar hedgehog) is the source of this 2555-nucleotide messenger RNA. RefSeq names its product deuterosome assembly protein 1 (gene DEUP1). Lineage: Eukaryota; Metazoa; Chordata; Mammalia; Afrosoricida; Tenrecidae. Gene Ontology annotation, biological process: centriole replication; de novo centriole assembly involved in multi-ciliated epithelial cell differentiation. The coding region runs from base 31 to 1827 and encodes 598 amino acids. The record is from RefSeq and is a predicted model, not a curated record. The transcript is spliced from 13 exons. Gene Ontology annotation, cellular component: centriole; deuterosome.